Molecule: messenger RNA, 1948 nt
Organism: Cloeon dipterum
Lineage: Eukaryota; Metazoa; Arthropoda; Insecta; Ephemeroptera; Baetidae
Gene: ENGase
Product: Endo-beta-N-acetylglucosaminidase
Exons: 10
Coding region: 138-1814 (558 amino acids)
Biological process (GO): protein deglycosylation
Cellular component (GO): cytoplasm
Molecular function (GO): mannosyl-glycoprotein endo-beta-N-acetylglucosaminidase activity
Source: RefSeq, a predicted model, not a curated record
CAUUUUGUCCCAUCCUGCCAUCACCUGAUUUUUGUUUAUUAUUCUAACUUCUAUAUACUAAAGCUCUGGACAGCAUGAAAUCCACGGCAAAAACAAGCUGAAAUUUUAUCUAUUAGAUCAAGGAUUUCUGGACAGUGAUGGACAUGUACGAGGAACUGUGCAAGUCUCCGUGCAAGGGUGACUGCACCGAGUGCGUGCCCCUGCUGAGCGUGCAGGAGGUGCUCGAUUGGCGGCCGGACGAGCGGCCGUGGCCGCUGCGGCCGCUGUCGCCGAGGACUGCGUGCAGCAGCGUCGGCACGUCGCACCUCUGCCACCAGACGCAGUGGCGGCCGACCAAGCUGCUCGACAGGCGCACCGUGCCCAGAACGCUCGUCUGCCACGACAUGAAGGGCGGAUACCUCGACGACAGGUUUGUGUAUGGAAGUGAUAAGCAUGCUGACUACCGGUUCUUCCACUGGGCUGGCGUGGACAUUUUUGUCUACUUCAGCCACAAGUUCGUGACGAUUGCGCCUCCAGUUUGGGUCAACGCGGCGCACCUCCACGGUGUCUUAAUCCUAGGUACGGUGAUAACCGAGUGGGACUCUGGAAAGAAACUGUUGGAAGAGGUGCUUCACGGCUUGAAAGAGCGGCGGUCGCAGUUCGUAAACCAGCUGGUGAGCAUGUGCAAGCACUACGGCAUGGACGGCUGGCUGAUAAACGUGGAGAACACGGUGGAGCCGAAAGACGUGGCCGUGCUCAAAGAGCUGCUUCAGGAGCUGACGGAGGCGAUGCACCGCGAGAUCAGCCACUCGCAGGUGAUCUGGUACGACAGCGUGACCAGGGACGGCGGCCUCAAGUGGCAGAACGAGCUCAACGCCGAGAACAAGCUGUUCUUUGACGUCUGCGACGGCAUCUUCCUCAACUACGUGUGGAAGGAGGACGGACUGGCCAGGAGCGUCCGGCAGGCCGAGGUCAGGGCCCUCGACGUCUACGUCGGGGUUGAUGUCUUCGGACGCAACUGCUACGGCGGCGGCGGAUUUAACACCAGUGCCGCGGUUGAGAAGGCGAGAGCCCAGGGCCUGUCAGUGGCCUUAUUCGCGCAGGGCUGGGUGCACGAGUGCUGGGCGCUGGAGAACUUCACGCCGCUCGAAUACACUUUCUGGCGCAAACUGUGGCCGCUGCUGCACGUCCACGGACCGUCCGGCCUGCCCUUUGACACGUCCUUCUGCCAGGGAUACGGCGAGAGAAAGUACAAACGCGGAAAGGUGGAAAGCCAGCAGCCGUGGCACAACCUGAGCCUGCAGAUGCCGCAGCCGUGUUUGCCGAUUUGCGUGGAGGACGCGUCGCAACUGCCGAAGGGCGACGCCGUGAGCAAGGAGAAGGUGACCACCAAGUUCAGCGGCUGCGUGCAGCACUGGCCCAAGGACGCCUACCACGGCGGCGGCUGUCUCCGCCUCCAGCGCCCGACCAACAUCGAGGUCUUCGGCCAACGCAUCUACCACAAGUUGUUCUUCUGCUCGUUCCACGUGGGUGAGCAGGACGAGCUGAGCAUUUCUUACGCCAUCAAAAGUAGUCAAGAGGGAAAAGAGGCGCCCAAGGAUCUCGCUCUCGGCUUGCUCUUCCUCGAUGCUGCCGGAGGAGGUUAUCGAGACGAGUAUUUCGGCUCUGAAACUAAAGGAAUGAAUGAGUUGUUGGAUGAGAAAACCGGCUGGAAACUGAGGAAUUAUGUGGUGCCGGCAAGGGGACGAAGAUACAAAAUCACCGAAAUUUGCGUCGCUUUGGACCCCAACGCGACGGACGUGCUGCUUGGCUGGCUGUCCAUCUCCUUAAAUUGAGAAUCUAUAAACAACAUUACGUGCAUCAAAGAGCCUAGCUCCUUCUCCUUGCCGUAACUCAAGUGCAAUUUAAUUACCUCGUUUGUUGACAUUAAAAAUGCAUUUACAAUAAACUUUGUUUUGAUGAAACAAAA